GAGUGGGUGGUGCCAGCGCAGUUAUCAUCCACUUACACAUCAGCUGAUUUCUACCUGCAUUUGGGACGAGAGCGCCAUCUUAAAAUAAAAAACACACACGCCAAUGGUGGGUUGCGGGUUAUCUGCCGCCAGUUAAACAGCCGCCCUCAGGGUGGCGGACUGUGAUUUGGGCUCUGAUGAGAUUUCUCCUCCCUGCCAGAUUGUUGUCAUGGCGGCAGCCGCUAGCAAGAGCUACUGUUUCAAAGUGGUGCUGCUGGGGGAAGGCUGCGUGGGCAAGACCUCGCUGGCGCUGAGAUAUUGUGAGAACAGGUUCAGCGACAGACACAUCACCACCUUACAGGCAUCUUUUUUGACCAAGAGGUUGAAUAUCUGUGGGAAGAGAGUGAAUCUUGCCAUAUGGGACACUGCGGGACAAGAACGGUUCCACGCUUUGGGUCCCAUUUACUACCGAGACUCUAACGGUGCCAUCUUGGUGUACGACAUCACUGAUGAAGACUCGUUCCAGAAGGUAAAGAACUGGGUGAAAGAGCUACGGAAGAUGCUUGGCAGUGAAAUAUGCCUGAGUAUUGUGGGAAAUAAAACCGACCUGGAAAAGGAUCGUCAUGUGUUAAUUGAAGAAGCAGAGACGUAUGCAGCAUCAGUAGGAGCAAAACACUUCCACACCUCGGCCAAAGUCAACAAAGGGAUCGAGGAACUCUUUCUUGAUAUCUGCAAAAAGAUGCUUGAAGUUGCCCAGGCAGAAGAAGCAGCAAGAGAUGGUGAUUCUACUCGAACUAGCAGUGCAAGGCGAGGGAUACAGAUUAUUGAUGACGAGCCAGAGCCAUUAAGCAGUGGAGGCUGCUGCUCGUAAACCACACCUGGCCAUAGGGCAGAGAAUGAGACUGCACUGAGUUGUGGAGCACUGGACAUCAGUCUCUUAUUAACAAUAGUGACAGAACUAACCAACUGAUUGGAGAUGGCAGUUAAGAUGCUACAGGUGUGUCCAUGCUGGGCUGUUGACGACGAAAGAAUAUCUAUCGCUUUACAUGGCUGAAAAGCUACAAUUAUUUACACAAGUUCUGGCAGAAAGAUUACUUCUGCAGGACUUCAAAGGAAAAAAAAACAGUGGUUGUUUUAGGAAUGGGAUCAAAUGAUGGAAGAAACAACAUGUGUAGCCAGCGUAUGCUCAGGAUUUAUGGCGCGAUGGUAGCCUACCUAGACAGUAGGUCAGAGGAUUACAUCUUGUCAGUGUGUGUGGUGUGAAAUUCCAACAGAAUUGGGGCUUUAAUUCAAUAUAAUCCUUUAACUGAUUGUCCUUGACAAGGAUUGCAGGUAGCACAUGCUAGGUGUUCUUGAUGACUUGUGGUGCUUCUCAACUAAUUGUGCUGAGCCCAUCAGAAGCUGGUGAGAUGAGUUGGCUAGCUCAAUGCAUGCCUUGUCGACACAGUGGGUGCUGCACUUGAACGGCUACUCGCUUGUGCACACGAGAGCUUGUUUUUUUUUCAAUUGCACUUUAAUUAAUUGCAUUUCUACAUGUGCAGCCUUUUGGACAGGGUUGCUUCUUGAGUUCAUGCCAUUAAGUUUGACUGUUUCUUUGGUGUUAAAAUAGCUUGCACUGUUUUAUAAGAGGUACACGCACCAUUAACCACAAUAUAUAGUGUUGACUUCAUUUAACAUGUGUUAUCAAAGUUCUGUUUAGAUUUCCCCAUCUUCUAUCAGUAGACUCUCAAAUAGCUGGCCCAGUCUCUAGAUAUGUUAUAAAAUAUCCAAUAUCAUUUUAAGUUAGCAAAAAAUCUCCACUCCAUUAAUCACAUUACUGCAAAAAUACAUUGGACACUACAGUGGAUAAAAAUGCUGGGGAAACUCAGCAGGUGAGGCAGCAUCUAUGGAGCGAAGGAAUAGGUGACGUUUCGGGUGGAGACUCUUCUUCAGCAUUUUUAUCUGCCUUCGAUUUUCCCAGCAUCUGCAGUUCUUUCUUAAAAUUUUGGACACUGCAGUGAUUCUUGUAAACUUGUAUAAAGGCUAUGUUAGGGCAUAUAGGAUCAAAUUAAAACUUUUGUGCACAAUGUAACCAAAGUUGUACUGAUACUUUCUAUGUUUAAGAAAGAACUGCAAAUGCUGGAAAUAAUUGAAUGGAGACAAAAACGCUGGAGAAACUCGGCGGGUGAGGCAGCAUCUAUGGAGAGAAGGAAUUGGCGAUGUUUCGGAUCGAGACCCGAAUCAUCACCAAUUCCUCUCCCCACAGAUACUGUCACACCCGCUGAGUUUCUCCAGAAUUUUUUGUCUACCUGAUGUUUUUUGUUUAAUGAUAUUUGUUUAAUGUAUUUAUUGGCCCACCAUGUGCAGUGAUAAAAUGACGAGUUCUUUGCUGUGUAUCUUGAACUAUAAUUUUGGCCAUGUUUAUUCAAAAUGGAAAUGUAACCUAACUUCAGGCUUUUUUUUUUUUUUUUAAUUUUGUUAUUGGGCUAAUUCUUUGUCUAAAUUUCUCCUGUCACAUUAAAAUAAAAUGAUUAGCUUUUAAAUUCCGCUCUGAUGUUCACUUGUGUUAAUGUCUCUUUGCCAUAAACCUGGUGGAAUGCAAAGCUUGUUUAAGGCAGAGGUAGAUAGAUUCUUGAUUAGUACAGGUGUCAGGGAUUAAGAGGAGAAGGCAGGAGAAUGGGGUUGAGUGGGAGAGAUAGGUCAGCCAUGAUUGAAUGGUGGAGUAGACUUGAUGGUCGACUGCCCUCAUUCUGCUCCUAUCACUUAUGAAGCUUGCAUCCGAUAAAGGGUUUGUUAUUUGUGCUUUGAAUAGUUUAGAGAUAGAGCGUGGAAACAGGCCCUUCGGCCCACCGAGUCCCGCUUAUUAACACUAUCCUACACACUGUAGGGACAAUUUACACUUGGACCAAGCCAAUUAACCUACAAACCUGUACGUCUUUGGAGUGUGGGAGGAAACUGAAGAUCUCGGAGUAAACCCACGAGGUCACGGGGAGAAUGUAUGAACUCCGUAGACAAGCACCCAUAGUCAGGAUCGAACCCGGGUCUCUGGCGCCGCAAGGCAGCAACUUUACUGCUGUGCCACCGUUGCCGCCCAGUUAGUUGGUUGUAACUAUUAUCCCUGGAGAUCAGACAUCUCUGCAUGGUAUUAAUUGAAAUUAGUUAGCUUGAGUUGGUCUCCUGCUUUUACCUUUCUUUGCCAGUCAUCUAAUAAAGUAACGAUACACCCGAGUCCUUGUGGAUAGAUUGGUUUGUGAACAAUUCUAAGAAUAAUAGCGCAGAUUUUCAUGUGAGGACAUUUAUUUUUCACUGUCUGUCCCUCUGCUUACCAUCGCCAACCCACAUGCUACUUCUAGCUGAAUAUAGGAUAUUGCUAAUAUAAUGCUAUAUGUGAGCAUUUUAAGUCUUAUCCUUGUAUUCAACAACUUAAAAUAUUCCAACAGGAUUAUGAUGUCUCAUCACUUAGGAUCCAGUUUCAGGGAUAGCUUCUUUCCAACUCUCAUUAGGCAACUGAACCAUCCUCUCCAACUAGCUACCAUCUACCUCAUUGGAGCCCUUGGUUUAUGUUUAAUUGAACUUUACCUUGCACUAAACAUUAUUUCCUUUAUCUUGUAUCUGCCCACUGUAGACGACUCAAUUGUA
Leucoraja erinaceus (little skate) is the source of this 3597-nucleotide messenger RNA. RefSeq names its product ras-related protein Rab-21-like. Gene Ontology annotation, biological process: Rab protein signal transduction. The transcript has 7 exons. Gene Ontology annotation, molecular function: GTPase activity; GTP binding. The record is from RefSeq and is a predicted model, not a curated record. Lineage: Eukaryota; Metazoa; Chordata; Chondrichthyes; Rajiformes; Rajidae. The coding region runs from base 209 to 850 and encodes 213 amino acids.